Labrus bergylta (ballan wrasse) is the source of this 764-nucleotide messenger RNA. The record is from RefSeq and is a predicted model, not a curated record. Lineage: Eukaryota; Metazoa; Chordata; Actinopteri; Labriformes; Labridae.
AGCUUGUGCUGUGCUUACCCUCAAAGCAGCACACCAACACUCACAGCGACACGAUCAUAGUGUGUGUACACCCUCCUGCAGCCUGCACUCCAAACCUACAGAUAAGACGACUGAGAUGAAUCCUGAAGGUGUUCCACUGCAGGGGAGGGGAUAUGAAGGAUAUCCAGGACAGCCUAGAUAUCCAGGACAGCCUACAGUGGUUCAGUCCACCACUGUGAACAUCGUCACUGAGCCCCCCAAAGACCACAUCAUCUGGUCCUUCUUCUCCUUCGUCUACUUGAACCCCUUCUGCCUCGGACUGGUGGCUCUCAUCUACUCCAUCAAGUCCAGAGAUCGGAAGAUGGUUGGUGAUCUGGAGGGGGCUCGACAUUAUGGAGGAACCGCCCGCACCUUCAACAUUGUAUCUUCUAUUUUGAUUGGCAUAGUGAUCCUUAGCUUCAUUAUUGUCAUCAAUGUGGGCAGAUAAUCCUCAUUCUCAUUAUGAUUAUGGUUAUUAUGGAAACUGAUAGAAAAUGAACUGUAAAAUCAUUUUGGUUAACUGAAACUAAAAUAAAAACAAGGCGUUGCAAAACUAAAAGGGACAGGGCCUUUGCUGUCAGAGCCCCCAGACUUUGGAACAGCCUGCCAGAGGAGAUCAGACUUGUAGAGUCAGUCCCUUGUUUUACAUCUCUACUCAAGACAUUCUUUUAUAAAAAUGCUUUUACUCUGUGAUAUCGUUAAUUGUUUUUAUUUUUCAUUUUAUUAGUCUGAUUUUGUUGUCUGCU